AUGUAUCAGAACAGCAGCAGUAAGGACCAAGUUCUAGCUGAUAGCUACCACAAUCUGGUGAUGGUGAGGACAGUCAUAGGGCAAAUGCUGGUGUGGUUUUUCAUCUGUGUUGACAUGCUCAUGCUCUUCACCUUCUUCAGUAAGCAGGCUUUCCGGACCAAUGCACGCUACAUCCUGUUUGCUCACACCCUGAUGGCUGACUGUCUACUCCUGCUGCUCACUGACCUGGUGGUGCUGCUUAUCCACUUCAGUGUGCUUGUACCUGUCAGUCACUGCAUUGUGCUUUGCAUUCUAAUGGGGAUUACCUCCAAAAACACGCCCUACACCAUCACCGCUAUGUGCCUGGAGCGCUACGUGGCCAUCUGCAUGCCGCUUAGACAUGCCAGCAUUUCCACCACCGGCAGGACCAUGGCUGCCAUCGCUGUUGUCUGGGCAUGCAGCUCCGUCAGAGUCAUCAUGGAUCUCAUUAUCGUCUCUGUCAAGGCCCCGCCAGAAUACUUUGCCAAGCCCACCUUUUGCCAUUACGAGAUCAUGCUGGUGACUGAGUGGCAACGCCUCAUGUUUGUCACAUUUAAUCAGGUGGACUUCGGUAUUAUUGUGGUGAUCUUGCUGUUCUGCUACACCAAGAUCAUGCUGGCAGCUCAGGCUGCCUCUGGAGAGAAUAAGCAGUCUGUUUCAAAGGGGCGACGCACGCUCCUGCUCCACGGCCUGCAGCUCUUUCUGUGCAUGGCCGACCUGUGGACCCCCUAUAUUUUGGUUGUUGUUCAGAAGCAAAGUCUAUACUGGUAUCAGACCCUCCGAUUCUUAAAUUUCAUUGCUUUUACCGUUGUCUCCAGGGCCCUGAGUCCCCUUAUCUAUGGCCUUAGGGAUAAAAAGUUUUGCCUUGCCCUGAAAUAUUACAUGAGCUGCAAGGUCUAG
This is a messenger RNA of Anguilla rostrata (American eel), 918 nucleotides long. Its product is annotated as odorant receptor 131-2-like. Gene Ontology annotation, biological process: detection of chemical stimulus involved in sensory perception of smell; G protein-coupled receptor signaling pathway. Gene Ontology annotation, molecular function: odorant binding; olfactory receptor activity; G protein-coupled receptor activity. Lineage: Eukaryota; Metazoa; Chordata; Actinopteri; Anguilliformes; Anguillidae. Gene Ontology annotation, cellular component: membrane. The coding region runs from base 1 to 918 and encodes 305 amino acids. The transcript has a single exon. The record is from RefSeq and is a predicted model, not a curated record.